AUGAAUAACAUUAGCUCCUUGCUUUACCUUAUACCUUUGAUAUUGUUCGUACUUCAUAAAUUAAGUGCCAUCAUUUUACUAUAUUAUUAUUUAUUAUCAAAAACUUAGGAUAGAUUUGUUAGAUUAAUUUCUAAAAAAAUAUUUUUGAAAGUCUUGGGAAUAUUUUUUACAAUAUACAUAAAAUUAAUUAGUACAAUUUUACUAAUAAUUUUUGGUUUGCUUUGCAUGGCUAGCUUUAAGAUAUAAUUUAUAUAGUAAAAUCAAGAUAAUUUGUUCUAACUUCAUCUAAUUACCAAUAUCAUCACAAUUCUUUUGUUGCUCAUAGAAUCAACAUUCAUUUUAUAUUUUUAUGAAUCGUCUAUAACCCAUCAAUAAAGAGAUAUAGAAAGAACCAGAUUUACUUAUUUGAGAGCACUCUAUUAGAUACUAAUAAUAAUUUAAGUUUCCAUGAUUCUUUUAGGGAACAUGAAAUACUAUAUUUAAAUUUAAUCAUUUUUAGCCAUUUUUUCUCAAAUAACUUUGUUAAUUGAUCAAUACCAUAGUGUAGUCUACUCUUUGGAUUAUCAACGAUAAUCUAUUGCCUUAGGCGUAUCAUUUAAUAUUUCAUUUCAUAUAAUUGCAUUAAUUCAUAUCAACAUUUCCUUAUAAUCAUAUCUUUUACCUUUGUUUGUAAACUAAAUGUUGAUCUAUUAAAUAAUUCGAAACUACUCGAGACAUUUUGAUUAAACUACUCUAAAAAUACUAUUUGAUUCAAAAGUAUAGGUUUAUUGGUAAUUAAAGUAUUGGUUAAUCAAAUUAUUAAAUAAUGAUAUCCCAAACAUUAGUUAAGAAGUCAUUUUUAAGUCUUUGAUUGCUUCUUAACAUAGGUAAGUCUGCAUGGAUUUAAGCUGUGUAUUUUGUUCUCAUUCAAAAAUAAUCAAUCCAACUUAUACAAGUGGUAUCACAAAACAUAUCUAUAAUGAUUUUUUAAUGGAGAAAUUGCAAUAAUUUCUGACAUCAAACACUUUUUUUUAAUAGUCAUCAGAUAAUAAUGGGCUUUUAUAGUACGCAUUUGCUUUAUAUGAUUGUGGGAUGAUUAUGAAAUCCAUAAAAAUUCUUUGUUUUUUACAAGAAUAUCAUUAAAAUUAAGAUAUCUCUAAACUUUAAUCUUUUUCCCAGUAUCAAGAUGAUAAUCAUUAAUUAAGUCAUUUUGAGUUGAUUACCUUAAAGCCAAAAACUUCUUAAGAAAAUUACGAUUUGUUGUGUAAUUUAACAAAAACCUCAUAAGAUUCUAAACUUAUUUAAAUUCUUUAACAUCAGUAAUCUAAGAAAUACUCAAUGAUAGAUUAGAUAAAAUUGAAAUUUGUAUUUAAUAAUGCCAAAGCCAAUAUAAAUAAAUCUUUAGGAACUUCAAGUGAGGCAACAUAACAAAAUUACAUUACUAAUUACACAGAACAGGUUAUCGAGAAAGAUCUUUAAGUCAAUAUUUAAGAAUAAAGUGUAUUAAAGGUAAUUUAAGCAAAGGUUGAUCUUUACUAAUAAUUAGUUUAAACAUCCUCAAUCAAAUAAAGUAUACUUCAUUUUCACAAUUAAGUGCAUAGAUUAUGCCAUUAUUUUUAUGCUUUAGAUAAAUAAUUAAAAAAGGCCUAUUUGUAAAGCCCUUGUUUCCAUUUGCACAGAGUAAUUAGUUUUUUCUUAGGAGAAGUUUUGGGUGAAUAUAGAAGAUCAAUAAACUUUUAUAAAAAUUCAGAAUUCUUUGAGGCUCCAAUACUAUAAUUUAAAUAAAUUAAGAAUUUUAAUAUUAAUUCGAAACACGUUUACUAUUUAAUCCUAGAAGCAAAAGAUGACAUGGAAUCUUUUACAAUAUAAUCAUAUUCCAAUAAAUUUUAUAAAAAUUUUGGGACCACUAAAAGUGCUAAUUAAACCCAUUAAUUUAAUGAUUUGCUACCAAAAUAUUUGGUUAAGCAUCAUUGCACUUAUGUUAAAAGAUUUUUUGAGACAGGAGUGGCCAAAUAUUACUAAUAGUUUGAUCUUAGUUUUAUUAGAAAUUCAAAUAUGCUCUUAACACCAAUUAAUAUGUGUCUUUCAAUUACAAAUAAAUUCCUUAAUUAAAAUGUUACUUUUGCUGCAUUCUUUUAAGAUACCUCUUAUGAUUAAGCAUAUAUUCUUAUAGAUAGUGCAAGUUUGAAAUGUACAUUUACAGAGAAUCUAUUGAUUUUGAUUGGAUGGACUGAAAUAGAAAUCCAAUGUUUAAGCAAAUAAGAAAACUUAAAUGAAUUUGAUAUUAAUAAAAUAUUCCCCAGCUUUGUUAGAAUGAUUAAAUCAAAUUAAGAGAAACUAUUCAAAGUUAACUAUUGUACUUUAAUUUUGCCUAAAAUCUAAGACAAUCUUUAAACUUAGAGAUCCUUAUUUUCCGAAAACUCACAAUUAUUCUUAAAUUAUGUAAAAACCUAGUGCGAUCUAAUAAUAAUCAAACAAACUAUCGAUAACUAUGAGUAUUAUCUAAUAAAUGUUAUUAAGAUAGUUGAAACUUAAACCACCUCAGUUCUGAAUAAAAAAAUCUUUUAAUAAUAGUCUAUAAAUGUAGAAAAUGGAUAGAAUAAUGAAGAGAAUUUUCAUGACAACUAGACUAGUGGAGAAAAGAUGGAGGCCUUGUUUUCAACUGUAAAAGAAGAACACAUUGAUAUCCAUAAGAAAACUUUUAUCUAGAAAAUUCAUAAAGAAUCAAAUAUUGACAACGUUUAAAUUGAUAAAAUGUAUUCUUUAAUUGAGUCUAUUUUGUCAGUGAAAACACCAAAAUAUCUUUAGAAAUUUGUAGUUCUUAUGUUAAUUUGGCAUUCCAUCUUUAUUAUUUUUGUCACCAUCUUCUUUGUCUCUUUGUAAGAAGACAUUCAAUAAGUGAAGUCGCAUCUUGAAAUGGUAACUUUUUAUGCAGCAAUCAUGGCACCUCAUGAUCUUUUCUUUUCUAUGAGAGUUACUAUAACUGCUUAUCAAUAAAUGCAAAGAGAAGGAUUCCUUACUCAGAAAUAAGUGACAGAAUUAACUAAUCCCUAUUACGAUCAUAUUGAAUUAGGAUUUACUGAAUUAAGGGAUAGUUUUUAUGAAUAACUUAAUAAUAAAUAUCUAUAGGAAUUCUUGAAUGAUAUCAAUGUGACAAUGUAUUUCAUGAAGGAUGAUGAAAAGUCAAUAUACCCACUGAACCUUACCUUCAGAGAUGCUUUAUUAGUCAUACUCUAAUAUCAAUAUUCUUAAAUGAUGACUUUUUACUAUCGGCAAAGCACAUCAGGUAAACCAUUUUAGAUUUCAUUGUUUGCCAAUUAUUUCAUGCUUCAUUCUAAAUGUGAGUAGUUAUCUAAUGAAAUCACAAUCUACUCUAUAGAAAAUAAAAACUAUAUUCAUAGAAAAUGGUCGAUUAUUACUUUUGUAGGCUUUUCUUCCUUAAUUCUAUUUUACCUAAUAAUUUAAAGUUAUUAAAUAUAUUUUUUUGUCUAACUGGACUAAAUGUACGAAUUAAUAAAUACAUUAACAUUUGAUAUUGUUUAAAAGGAGAUUGAUAAAUUUCACGAAUACAUCAAUAACUACAAAUUAGAUCGAUAUAUUUUACUUGAUUAUGAUCCAAUCGAUAGAUAUUGUAAUUAGAUUGAAAAUUAUCAAAGAAAUUUAGGGUAGUAAUAUAUAAAAGUAAAAAUUAAGACAAAAAAUUAACCAAAAUUGAUAAAUUAUUCUAUGCUCUUUUCAUUAUGUGCAUUACUAUCUAUUUAUUUUAUUCUCAUUUUUAGUAAUACAAAUACUUAUUUAUAAAAAUAUGAAGGCAACUUACAAUUCUAUAAAAUUUUGCAAGAUCUAAAAUUACGACCAGGUAGCCUAUUUUUAUAUAGAGAAAUCUUUUUUAGGUGGUCAAAUUUUACAUUUUUAACUGAGGAAAAUUAACAAGAGUUAUAUUCUCUGGUUGAUAAAGCAGAAUAAUCUAUCAAUAGUUAUUUAGAAAAUACUAACGCCUUUUAUGUAAAUUCUUAGAUUAUUGAUGAUGAAUUUGAUUAAUUAUAUAGUUUAGUUAGUCAAGAUAAUCUGUGUUAAUUCAUUGAUAAAAAAUUUUAAAAUCUAACUUCAAAAUAUUGCAAUUUAUCCUUUGAUGGAUCCUUAAAGUCUGGAAUGAUAUCUACAUUAAAUCACUUAUUACAUUCCAUCUAAACUCAAAAGGCUGUUAACAAUUUUACGAAAAGAGUAGAAGUUAGCUUAUAUGAAUAGGAAGGAUCACAAAUAGUGACCAGAGUCUUUUUCUCACUUUCCAAUCAAUUUAGCAAAAGUGCUGCUUCAUAGGCUGACUUUUCUAUCUAGCUAAUUAAGAUUUUAUCCUUAGGUUUUAUAGUUUAUAUCAUAAUAGUCUUACUUAUGAUGCAACUAAUAUAUCGUCCUUAUUUAUAAAAGCUUUUUAAAGUACUUAAAAGAUCAGUUUAUUUGAUCCCAUUUGAUUCCUUAUUCUCAAGUGAAAGCUUAGAACUACGCUUAAAAUCUAUUAGUUAUAAGCUAUAAUUAUUAUGA
Molecule: messenger RNA, 4521 nt
Organism: Paramecium tetraurelia
Lineage: Eukaryota; Ciliophora; Oligohymenophorea; Peniculida; Parameciidae
Exons: 3
Source: RefSeq, a predicted model, not a curated record